Molecule: messenger RNA, 2808 nt
Organism: Panicum virgatum (switchgrass)
Lineage: Eukaryota; Viridiplantae; Streptophyta; Magnoliopsida; Poales; Poaceae
Product: patatin-like protein 2
Exons: 8
Coding region: 1408-2646 (412 amino acids)
Biological process (GO): lipid metabolic process
Molecular function (GO): glycerophospholipase activity; monoacylglycerol lipase activity
Source: RefSeq, a predicted model, not a curated record
ACCCCUGGGGCCAAACCACCAGUCCACCACCCCUCCUCGGCUCCUCCCGGCGGCUGCGGGAGCGGCGGCGGGGUAGCCGGCAUGAGCGUGCUCGGCUGCGAGAGCUGGGCACUCCACGUCUCCGCGCCCAGAAGGUGGAGCGCCACCUCGACGAGCACGCCUGGGCUUCCUCGUCGCGCUCGACGCUUGAUUCCGGCAAGUUCGUCUCCAUCCCCAACCAUCCUUUGCUACACUCACGUAGUCGCCUGCUGAUUAGGGAUUGCCUGUGCUAGGGUUAGUGGGAAUGCUCGCUUUGAGGUAUUCCAAUUCGUCAUCUAUUAUUUGUCUCUCUGGCUCUGAUUGUCGUUAUUGGGUAAUGGGUAUCAGGUCAUGGCAUAUAUCAUUCUAACUAUUGAGAAGGGAGGUUUUGGUGAUUUGAGACAUCGGUGGCUGUGUGCAACUACCAAGUACCAAUGCGGGUUGGAGUUGAUGUUUUCGCAGAUGAAUUUGACUCAUGAGGGUCGUCCUAAUAUCUGUCUCAGGAAAUCAUUGAUACGACAUUCUGAAUCGAUGCAGUAAGCAGGAAACUUCUAAUUGUUUCAUUGCCAGAUGAAAUGCAGCCAAGGCCCUCUCAACUUUGCAAACCUUUGCCGGCAAAUCUGUCUGAUUUGCAUUAUUUGGAAUCAGCCAGUCAGCAUAAGUAAAGAGACACCUGAUGGCUCUGGUGUUUUGGAGCUUAUAUUUGUAGACGUCAUGUUUGUUGACUGGCUUAUUGCUUGAUUUGGGAAUCCUGUUUUGCCAGUCAAUGUGAAGAAGCUUUAUGAGCAAAUCAUUUGUAAAGGAAAAGAAGGUAAACCAAACUUUUACAGUUUUACCCUUGAAACUUGAAAGUAGCAGCCACAAACUUUUUAUGUCGUGAGUGUAAGCAUGACUGCUUUUGUUUACACUGACAUCAUUGUAUACCCCUUCCUUGAUGCAUGGGCUGUUGCAGCCCGUUUAGAAGUUGCAGGUUCAUGCAAAACUGAUGAUAUGAACAGUUUGUUGCUUGUGUCGUCUUUGCAUUCCGGAUUCUCAUCAGGUCAUGGAAUUAGUGGCGACACCAAAUGUAGUGGUGGUUGCAUAUUGGAUUCAUGUGCAAUUGGUGGUUCAACUUGCUGUGAUUAUUUGUUGUAUAUUGAUGUGCAAUUAAUUGGUGGUUGCAUAUUGAAUUGAUGGUCCACAUUGAUGUGGAAAAGUUGGUUGCAUACUGAAUUGAUUGGUGUGCAACUGCUACUGAUUACUUUUUCUAACUACAGGCCAUUGAAAACAAAAAUGCUUCAGCUCGGUGCAUAACUUACUGGCUUUAUAAAAACCUUAAUGGCCCCUUUCCUAGUACUACCUUGACUCCUGAGUGCAUAGCUUGCUUUGUGCCACCAAAAAGAAUCCGAGAUGUCAAGUGCCAGUUCAGCAGAAGGUGCACGCUGGACAUCCCCUGACAAGCUCAAGUUGGUCACCAUCCUGAGCAUCGACGGCGGUGGCAUCAGAGGGAUCAUCCCGGCCACCAUCCUCGCCUUCCUUGAAGCAAAACUCCAAGAACUGGAUGGGCCAGAUGCUCGGAUUGCAGACUACUUCGAUGUCGUCGCUGGCACUAGCACCGGUGGCCUCCUGACUGCGAUGCUUGCAGCCCCAGACGCUAAUGGACGACCACUGUUCGCCGCCAAGGACCUGGCGCGGUUCUACAUUACCCACUCCCCCAAAAUCUUCCGGCGGAGGAACCAAAUCCAGUCCAAGAUCGCCAACAAGCUGAAGAUGGUGUGCGGGCCCAAGUACGAUGGCAAGUACCUCCAUGCGCUGCUCCGUCGGUAUCUCGGCGACACGAGGCUGGACAGGACGCUGACCAACGUUGUCAUCCCGACCUUCGACAUUGCAUACAUGCAACCAACGAUUUUCUCCACCUUUGAGUUGAGGCACCAGCCGUCGAAAAAUGCGCUCCUGUCGGACAUAUCAAUGAGUACCUCGGCGGCACCAACCUUCUUCCCGCCACACUACUUCGAGACGAAGGACAAGGAUGGCAGGAGGAGGGCCUUCAACCUCGUUGAUGGUGGCCUCGCCGCGAACAACCCUACUCUGUGCGCGAUGAACCAGGUGUCCCAGGACAUCAUCCUGGGGAACGAGCACUUCUUCCCGGUGAAGCCGACAGACUACGGAAAAUUCAUGGUGAUCUCCCUCGGCUGCGGGUCGAACCGGAACCGCAGGUACUGCGCCAAGGCCGCGGCCAGGUGGGGCAUCUUCAACUGGCUCAUCAAGGGCGGCACUGCCCCCAUCGUCGACAUGUUCAACUCGGCCAGCGCCGACAUGGUCGACAUCCACCUUUGCGUCCUCUUCCGCGCCCUGCGCUCCAGCCAAAACUACCUGCGGAUUCAGUACGAUCAAUUGACGGGCAGCGCGGGCUCUGUAGACGACUGCUCCAAGGAGAACAUGGAUAGACUGGUGUGGAUUGGGAAGAGGCUCUUGGACAUGAACGUCUCCCGGGUAGACCUGGAGACCGGCCGGAUCAAGGAGGUGCCUGGCGUGGGCACCAAUGCCGAGCAGCUCACCAAGUUUGCAAAGCAGCUCUCCGACGAGCGGCGCCGGCGGCAGGAAGAGCUUAUUUAUUCCGAAGCAGGAUUCCAAAAUCAUGCUUGGUGACAGUUGAAAUGCAUGCUGGUCAAUAGAUUUUCGACGUUAUCUAGCUGUUUGCGUUUCGUGCUUUGGCCUAUGUAUUCCAUUUAUCGUGUGAUAUGUUAUUAUCAACAAGCUAAACGUGUUGUUUUACUUCGUUCUCGAAAGCAAUUCUUUGGAUUCCUGAAA